CAGUACAGCCACCGGUGACAGAGCUGCUCGCCCAGCGACAGCCCCUCCCUGGCGAUCGCCCCCGCCCCCAGCCAUGGACACCGUCGGCCUCGACUUCCUCUGGCUGCGGCAUCCGUCCUGCUCCCCGCUCCAUCCCUUGCUCCUCUCCAUAGACGCCCAGACCGAUGCCUAGCUCUCCCAUGGCCGCCCUGGAUCUCCAUGGUCGAGUUUUUCCCCUGCAGGAUCCCCCCCAAUGGCGCCUGGUCUUUUUCCCUUGGUUGAAAACACCUCUGCACUUAACCCCCUCUGUUGAUGGUCGACGUCUCUCCAUCCAUGGUACCUAGGUCUCCAUCCCCAUGCCCCUGCAGCUUGUUCUCAAGCAGCCAACCAUGGUGCGUCGUCCGCCUCGAAACUUUCCGGUGUUGGAGGGCGAAGAGCUCGAAGUUCUAAAGGUAACGCCCGCCGGGUGCUUGGUGGAACGUCUCAACCGGAGGUUGUUGUCGAUCUCUCGGGUUCGAGGCGAUUUAGUUGUGGUACGUUAAUUAAUCACGUGAUGUGGAGGGCAAGAGUUGGAUUAAUCUCAAGUGAAGAUGAUGAAUGAACCUGAAGCUUGGAUGAUCUGAUCAAGUACCAGGAUCGGAUGAGAGAUGCUCCCCAAGCGGACGUCAUCUAACAACACUGACUUAGUGUUAUCCCAGGUUAUAAGUUUGUUCUGUUGUGGAUGGUGCUAAGUGCCGGUGGGCUCGGCCUUCUUAUAUAAGAUAUCCCUACCACGACUCCAAGGAAGACGAGGACUACGCGCGUGACGGAGAGCGAGGACGACUGCAAAGCCUCUCAACGUGCUGCCAGGUCCAGUGGAGUUCAGAGUCAAGUUCAGUCAUCUACCUCUGUUAAACUAUCUGGAUUUCACAAGAGAGUUAUAGCCAAUUCAAGCUACGCAGAGAUUCCUGUACUGCUGGACACAUAGGUUUGGUGUCUAACUGAAAGACGUAUAUGGAUCCAUUCAGAAAUAACGAUGUUCGUCCUCCAUUAAGAGAACUAUCUAACAAUACCCUUGAAGGAGGACGUGCUAAUGCAAUGCAACGUAAGAGGGAAAGAGAAAGAGCACGAUAUGCAACAAUGAGUGAUGAAAAAAAAACGAACUAAAGAAGCGUCGUGAGUCACGCACAAAAGAAAACCUUGAGCACCAUAAACACUCAAACGAUGAAUGUCCAGAUAUGUCUAUAAGCGACGGAAGCAUCAUUGAUUGUACUAUACCGUGUGAUACCACUCCAGGAGGAUGUGAUGAUGCAAGACAACGUAAGAGGGAAAGAGAAAGAGUACGAUAUGCUACGAUGAGUGCUGAAAAGAAAAAUGAAUUGAAGAAGCGUUGUGAGUCACGAAAAAAGGGAAAUGUUAUGCACCAUGAGUAUUCAGAAGUUUGCAACAUCCCUGCAAACAAGGACAACAAUAAUCAUCAAAACAAUGAAAUUGAGGAUGUUGAUGAUGAUUCUUAUCAGUUGCAUAAGAAUAACUCAUUUGAGGUGCAUAGAAGACUUGGCAGUGAAAAACUUUCCACACAUUUGUCAGGUGCUAGUUGAGAUGAUGUUUUAUUUAGAAGUAGUUAGAUUUAUUAUGUUUCAUAAUCAUUGUUGAUAUAAAUAUCUACUAAAAAUCUGUUAUAAUGACUGUUAUUGCAACUAUCUACUAAAUCAAUGUUUACAUUGUGUAGAUGAAUGUCCACAGGUGUUUGUAAGCGACAGAAGCAUCAAAAAUCCGACUAUACAUUGUGAUAACACUUUAGGU
Molecule: messenger RNA, 1764 nt
Organism: Zea mays
Lineage: Eukaryota; Viridiplantae; Streptophyta; Magnoliopsida; Poales; Poaceae
Exons: 11
Coding region: 1197-1559 (120 amino acids)
Source: RefSeq, marked predicted